AAUGCUGCUGCCUCCUGGAGCAGAGGGAGGCAGAAGAGGAGGGAGGGAGACGAGGGGAAGCGAGGGGGAGGCGGCACUUAGGCUGCAGCUCGCAACCAGAGGCAGUCUCUCUCAGCUCUCGGAGGGACCGGGAGUGGCAGCUGCCGUGUAGGAUGCUCUGCCGGGCGCCCUGAGCUGGGGGCUCGUGAGGCAGCUUCGGGGCCGGGCAGCAGGGCAGCUUUCACCAUGCAUCAGUCCCUGACUCAGCAGCGGUCCAGCGACAUGUCCCUGCCUGAUUCCAUGGGAGCCUUUAAUCGGAGGAAACGAAACUCUAUCUAUGUUACCGUGACUUUGCUUAUUGUGUCCGUGUUAAUUCUCACGGUGGGCCUCGCUGCCACCACCAGGACCCAGAAUGUGACUGUUGGCGGCUAUUACCCAGGAGUGAUUCUCGGCUUUGGAUCAUUCCUCGGAAUCAUUGGAUCAAACCUUAUUGAGAACAAGCGGCAGAUGCUGGUGGCUUCUAUCGUCUUUAUCAGCUUUGGUGUGAUUGCGGCCUUUUGUUGUGCUAUAGUGGACGGAGUCUUUGCUGCCAGACACAUUGAUUUGAAACCACUCUAUGCUAACCGGUGCCACUAUGUCCCCAAGACAUCCCAGAAGGAAGCUGAGGAGGUUAUAAGUUCCUCAACCAAAAAUUCUCCUUCCACGAGGGUUAUGAGGAACCUUACCCAGGCAGCUAGAGAGGUGAACUGCCCUCAUCUCAGCCGUGGAUUCUGCACACCUCGCAUCCGGGGCAACACCUGCUUCUGCUGUGACCUCUACAACUGUGGCAACCGGGUGGAGAUCACCGGCGGAUACUACGAGUACAUCGAUGUCAGCAGCUGCCAGGACAUCAUCCACCUCUACCACCUGCUCUGGUCUGCCACCAUCCUCAACAUCGUCGGCCUGUUCCUCGGCAUCAUCACUGCUGCUGUCCUUGGAGGCUUUAAGGAUAUGAACCCCACUCUCCCGGCUCUGAACUGUUCUGUUGAAAAUGCCCAUCCAACUGUUUCCUACUACGCGCGUCCUCAAGUGGCGUCCUACAACACGUACUAUCACAGCCCUCCUCACCUACCACCAUAUUCUGCAUAUGACUUCCAGCAUUCCAGUGUCUUUCCAUCUUCCCCUCCUUCUGGACUUUCUGAUGAGCCCCAGUCAGCUUCACCUUCGCCGAGCUACAUGUGGUCGUCCAGUGCACCACCCCGUUACUCCCCACCUUACUAUCCUCCUUUUGAAAAGCCUCCACCUUACAGCCCCUAAAAAGGAAUGUCUGCCGGCUAUUGAGAUUAUUGUGGCUUUUGUAUUUCUGCUUUAGUGGGAGUGUGUAGGGUACAAAAUCUCAAGUGUGAUUCUUAUGCAUAAAGUUUGACCAUGGCCUGCCAGGCUAGGGAAAGAUAGGGAUGAAGCUUAUUCAUUAUCAGUGUAAAGCAGGUAUAGCUAGGCAAACCCGCACUUCUAAAGAGGGCAGUGUACUUUCUAAGCAAGGCUGGGGAGCCACCCCAGCAAAAAGCUUGCUUGUUUGGAUGUACAUCACACCAGGGCACUACUGUCCUAGUCAGGAGCAGUGCGGCUGCUGUUUCACUUUAUGUGGAUGGAGUGCUGUCCUCGGGAGCUUGGCAGAGUGCCACCCUAGCACCUUGGUUGAAGCACCUGGCUUAUACGCUCUAUCUUUCCCUACCACUCAAGUCAGUCCCUAAGGAAAAUUUCCCAGACGUCAGUUCCAACACAGAGAGUUCUCGAUAGGAUUGUGUGUGCUUGCGUCUGGAUGUUGAAAAAAGCUGCCCAUCUCUCUUACUCCUCUCUUCUCUGUAUUGUAAAAAUGGCUGUUGUGAUCAUUCCGCUCAGCUUUUGUUAUCAGUACCUCCCAAAGGGAAAAGUGCAAUAUUCCCUCGAAUAGUAGGGAACAGGAAUGAUUGUUCAGGAAGCACUGAAACGCGCAGAGCAACACAUGACGUGUUGAAUGUAGAUCUGUUACACAUCUGAUUAACUUAGAUGGCAGUUCUACAACAUGUUGCAGUAUUACAAAAUACAUUUGCCACAGAAGACAUUAAUCCUACAGUUAAAAUUCUGAGUUAAAAAAAAAAGCCAGGUUAGGUCCUUGGGUUGUGAUAGGAAUCAUUACUAAUCUUUGUGACUACUUACUCUUCAAAUAUUGUGCUUCAGCCCCAGCAAACCGCACGUAUCUGGCACCCCAUCCCAAGGGAAUCAUUUGUAUUUUAAUGCCACUGCUCUUAUUGGUCCUUUUUUCUGUUGAGACCAAUCACGACAGCAUUCAAGAUUAUGAAAGUGUUACAAUGCCGCUUCAAGUCUGCAAAAACCUCUAGAUGUAGCCAACUCGACAAUCUUUUAAGUGUUAUCUUAGAUUUAAAAUCCAUCUGGCACACUGCAGUAGGUAGCUGUACAGAUCCUUCGAGUAUGCAUAGCUUUAAACCAUCAACCCGACGAAUUCCACACUUUGCCACCCUUGCCUUCACUUCAAAAUGAACACUUUCCAUUGCGAUCUUAUGUUAACCUGAGACUUGAUUGACUUAAAGGAAGAUUGCUAAUCCUACACUUGUAUAAUGUAAAAAUACAGGGCUACAGGAUGGUACCUAGGCGGUACCUAAUUAGACAUUGUGCAAACACAGAACACAUAUAUCCGGCCAAUUUCGCUACGUAGCAGGCGAAUGCUGGUGCUCUAGUCUACCUUGUAGACACCCAGCCAUCAAGGAUUACCAAGGCACAACACGUGCACUUACUGUUCACAGUAAACAUUUGCAAACAUUCAAUUUAACUUCUGACGUCAAGAAUGAUGUCUCAUCCAGAUCUCAAAUCUGAAAAACUAUAAUCCUUUUGCGUUAUAUACAAUUACUGUUAUUUUCUAUAGUUUUGAGCAUAUUAAAAUUCUAUCGGAUUUCAAAAAGGGACUAAUAACCAAUUGACUUACAUACAACUAUCAACUUGUUGUAAUACUCUGAAAUUUCUUGCCGUUUACACUUUACCUUUUGCUUUAGUAAAUGUGUAUGACUAUUUCAUUUUUUAAAAGGCACCAUUACACACUAUAACCUACAUUUAUCACAUUUCUUAGUGUUAAGAUUCUAUGACUCAUUUCUAUGUAUUUUUCUUACUUUACAACAAAAUAACUUGAAACAGUAUAGAUUUUGUAACACUUAAUUUGAGCAGCUUCUUUUUUUAUUACAUUGAAUUAUAUAAAGUGCAUGUUACCUUAGGAAAAUUAAUAUUUGCUGCUUUACUCUUUUGCAGAACAUUUGCUGUAAUGAAGGAAUUUGUAUUUCCAAUAUGUACCUUGACUGCAUUUUGUAAUAUUUACUGCUUUAUUCCUAAUUCUGCUUUAAAAUAUUGAACUGGGCAUGAAACAUUAAAAUAUUAAUCCAGAACCUGUGUAAACUGGAUGUUGCUUAAAAUCUGUAUCACUGCCAUGUUGGAAACCCAGACUGCUUUUGUGAUGUUUCAGAUUAAUAAAACUAUCUUCCUCCUUAUCACUUA
Condylura cristata (star-nosed mole) is the source of this 3501-nucleotide messenger RNA. RefSeq names its product transmembrane protein 255A (gene TMEM255A). NCBI's taxonomy places the organism in Eukaryota, Metazoa, Chordata, Mammalia, Eulipotyphla, Talpidae. The coding region runs from base 226 to 1275 and encodes 349 amino acids. The transcript is spliced from 10 exons. The record is from RefSeq and is a predicted model, not a curated record.